AUGACGGACACCCAAACUCCUGGUCCUACGGGUCAGGCAACGGAAAGAGACCUUAAUUUGGAAGAAUCACAACACAUUCAUGAUACCGAAACACCUGACAAGGUAGAAUCGGAAGCUUCUUCACAAGGGCCGCAAGACCCAAACGACCCACAGAAUUGGCCUCGAUGGCACAAGAUGACCACCUACCUUACAAUCUGUCUCUUCUCCUUCAUGGCCAACGUCAACGCCUCAAACUUCACCGUCGCGACCAUGGCACUUCGGAAGUACUUCCAUAUCGAUGUGACCCACGCCGUCUACCUAACAGCCUUGAACGUCCUCAUGUUCGGAAUGGGGAACCUGUUUUGGAUCCCUUUGAUGCGCGUUACUGGAAAACGACCAGUCUACCUCCUCGCCAUUCUGGUGCUGAUCUUCUCGAACGUCUGGAGUGCCAGAGCGAAGUCCUACGCCAGUCUUCUGGCUUCUCGCAUCAUCUCUGGAAUUGGAGCCGCGGCAGCUGACGCCACGGUCCCGAGUGCUGUGGCCGAUUUGUUCGAUAUUCGUAGAAGAGGAACGAAGAUGAUGUACUUCCACACUGCUCUCGCCUCUGGAAUAUUUCUUGGUCCGCUGAUUAAUGCUUACGUCGUGCAAGAGCAUGGAUGGCGUUGGUCACCCGCGUGGAUUGCCAUUGCCAGUAGCUUCGUCUUCGUGCUGGCUGUUCUCCUCAUCCACGAGACGCAGUAUGACCAUCUCCGCACACCUGACGAAAGACAGUGGGAGCCACAGAGAAGCUUCUGGUCAUAUCUCAGCUUACACAAAGGAUUCGCCCGUCAUCAGCCCCUACAGAAAGCAUGGCAAGCUCUCAAGGAUAUAUUCGUAAUGGCGAGCUUUCCCCCAAUCAUCUUUGCAUCAAGCCUAGUGGGAAUCUUUGUCGGCUGGACAAUCAUCAUUCAAGUCUCCAUUGCCCAGACGUUCCUCAGCCCGCCCUAUUCCUGGAGUCUGGCCAAAGUAGGCCUCCUGCAUCUCGCAGGCUUAGUCGGCGCCCUCUCAUCCCUCUACUUUGGCGGCAUCAUGAUCGAUUCUCUCGUGAAGAUAUGGGAUCCCAAGGGCCGCGUAAGGACUACCCACCCUUGGAGAAGACUUACCGCACUGAUCCUGCCGUUCACAAUCGCUCCCACUGGCCUCCUCAUCUACGGUAUCUGUCUAGCCGAAGACAAGCACUGGAUUGCACCCGCUGCUGGCUAUGCCAUGCACUCCUUCGGUUUCGUGGCAGUCAGCAAUAUCGUCGUCACGUAUGCGGUUGACUGUUACAAGCCAGUAGCUGGGGAAGCAAUGGUCUUCCUUUUCAUUGCUCGCAAUGUAAUUGCGGUGCUUUGCAGUAUUUAUUGCUUUCCGUGGAUUCAAAGGGAUGGGCUGAAGGCUGUGUUUGGGAUCAUGGCGGGAUUGGAAUGGGGACUCAUGCUCUUUGCUCUUCCGAUAUAUCUUUUUGCGAAGAGGAUUUUGGACUUUACGACGAGGUAUGGGCCGAUGAAGAGGUAUAAGGAGGACGAGGAGCGGAGGAAGAUGGACGUGUUGGGAGUGAGAGAAGGCCGCGGGCUUGUUGGGGUUGUGGAGUAG
Ramularia collo-cygni is the source of this 1593-nucleotide messenger RNA. RefSeq lists its product as uncharacterized. The transcript has 2 exons. The record is from RefSeq and is a predicted model, not a curated record. Lineage: Eukaryota; Fungi; Ascomycota; Dothideomycetes; Mycosphaerellales; Mycosphaerellaceae. Gene Ontology annotation, biological process: transmembrane transport. The coding region runs from base 1 to 1593 and encodes 530 amino acids. Gene Ontology annotation, molecular function: transmembrane transporter activity.